CUUUCUCCUCAAUUAGGGUUCUUAUGGAUUCCUAUCAUAGAUUUAUUCAAUUUCAGUUCCCGCUUUUACUCAUCUUUUCCUCUUCCUUUUUCCCUUCAAUUUUGAUGAAUUUGAAACUACUGUACUGCGAUUUCAUAUUCUCCCGUACUUCCUCUUGCAUUGUGAUUUGAUUGAAUUUUGGUUCUCUUGCCUUCUUUUCUGACGUUUUCUGCUGAAUUUGCGUGAAUUUUAUGCUUUCUGCCACGUUCCUUUGAUUGCGUACAGAGAAAGCUUGGUGUAUCUCACAUCCUUCGAAAAGGGAAGAAUUCCCCUGCUCUGCUUUACCAGUGCUUGUUUUUCUUACUGGAAAUUUUGUUGGUUCCUUGAGAUAAUUGGUGGGAUUUCGAGUUAAAAACACCAUGGCUGUGCCAACUAUUGCUCUAUAUACCAGUUCACCCAGUACUAUCUGCUCCUCACCGCACCCUUGCCAGUUGAGUUCUCAUGCAUCAUAUGAUUUAGAAUUUACUUCUCGGUCCUCCUCGUUGGCGUCUACAACAGCGACUCCAUCCCCAAAUCCGGUAGUAGGCGGGUUGUCAAGUCUAUUCUCAUCAUCUGCACCAAGGCACUCGUUGUUGUCGUCGAGCAUUUCAAGUGGUGGAGAUGAAUUAGGUUCUUUUAGGCAUGAUAAAGGGGAGGAACUUAAAGAAUUAAGCUCCUCGUUUCGUUAUUCCCCAAGUAAAUUCAUUGGGUCAUUCUUUAAUUGGGAUCAGAGCCCGGUAUCGGUGUUCCAAGGUCCAGUUUCCUGUGGUUGUUGUGGGGUUGGGUCGGCAGCAAGAACCCCUCCAUUGCGGACUGUAUGGGAAAGGAGUGGGGAAGCAAGUUUUCAUGGUCGAGGAAGUACUAACAGGCUGUUCAAUGGGUUUGUGAGAAAUGCUUUGGGAUCAUGUGUGGACUAUGAUUCGCCGAGAUUGGAGGUAUCUAGUGAUGUGUUAGAUGUGGAUUCAUCUACUUUGUUUGGAGAUGAAUUGACUUUCAAUAUGGAGGACAAUAUUACGGAAGGUAAAUCUGAAUCAUAUGCGAAGGAUUUGCUUGUAAGUGCACAAUCAAAGCACAAAAUCUUUUGUGAUGAGUUUGUGAUUAAGGCUUUUUUUGAGGCCGAGAAAGCACAUAGAGGACAGACGCGUUUAAGUGGUGAUCGGUACCUGGAACAUUGUGUGGAAACAGCAGUGAUGCUUGCACUUGUUGGUGCUAAUUCCACAGUAGUUGCUGCAGGGCUUUUGCACGACACACUUGAUGAUUCUUUUGUGAGUCAUGACUACAUAUUGGGGACAUUUGAAGCUGAGGUUGCUGAUUUAGUUGAAGGGGUGUCUAAGCUAAGUCAUUUAAGCAAGCUUGCUAGAGAACAUGAUAUGGCUGAUCGAAUGGUUGAGGCAGACCGCUUGCACACCAUGUUCCUUGCUAUGGCUGAUGCAAGGGCUGUCCUCAUUAAAUUAGCAGACCGUCUGCACAAUAUGAUAACUUUAGAUGCAUUGCCUCUGAUCAAGCAGCAUAGGUUUGCAAAGGAGACUAUGGAGAUCUUCGUUCCUUUAGCUAAUCGCCUCGGAAUCUACAGUUGGAAGGAGCAGCUAGAAAACCUCUGUUUUAAGCAUUUAAACUUGGAACAGCACAAUGAUUUGUCCUCCAAACUGAUGGGAUUGUAUGAUGAAGAAAUUAUACAUUCUGCAAUUGAAAAAAUAGAGCGAGCUCUCAAGGAUAAGGGAACCUCUUACCAUGCUGUAACUGGACGGCACAAAAGUGUCUACAGCUUACACCGAAAAAUGUUGAAGAAGAAUUUGACCAUGAAUGAAAUCCAUGAUAUUCAUGGAUUGAGACUCAUUGUUGAAAAUGAAGAGGAUUGCUAUGAAGCAUUGAAAAUCGUUCAUCAGUUAUGGCCGGAAGUACAGGGAAAGCUCAAGGACUACAUAAGUAAACCAAAGCUGAACGGGUAUCAAUCUAUACACACAGUAGUAAGGGGUGAAGGUGACGUCCCACUUGAGGUUCAAAUUCGAACCAAGGAGAUGCAUUUGCAAGCUGAGUUUGGGUUUGCUGCUCAUUGGAGGUACAAGGAGGGUGAUUCUAAGCACUCUUCAUUUGUGCUUCAGAUGGUGGAAUGGGCUAGAUGGGUUCUCACUUGGCAUUGUGAAACUAUGACCAAAGAUCGAUCUUCAAUCAAUUCUGUCAAAUCAUCCUGCAAGUUCCCUUUUCACUCUUCUGACUGCUCCUACUCUUACAAACCUCACUGCUUCCAGGAUGGGCCUUUGUUUGUCAUUAUGAUUGAAAACGAAAAGAUGUCGGUCCAGGAAUUCCCAGCGAAUGCAACGAUGAUAGAUCUCUUAGAAAGAGCUGGGAGAGGAAGCACAAGAUGGGCUCACUAUAGGUUCCCAGUAAAGGAAGAGUUGAGACCUAGACUGAACCAUGAGCCUGUGAGCGACCCCAAGUGCAAGCUGAAGAUGGGCGACGUGGUGGAAUUGACCCCACCAAUACCUGAUACGUCGUUGGUUGAGUACCGGGAAGAAAUCCAGCGAAUGUAUGCGAGAGGCUUCACCGUAGCAACUCCACAGCCUGCCGGUUGGAUGAGCUAACAGUGGCUUCAUUGCCCUUUUUCUAUGCUUGCACUAUAAAUAUCAUGCUUUUAUUAUGGAUCAGAUUCUCUUGUAGAUAAAUAUAAAUAUUUGUACAUGUCUGCUAUUUAAGAUUCAAUGUAAACGGGUUUCAAACUGUUAAUAUAUACAUAUACUCUAGCUUGCUACUC
This is a messenger RNA of Cucurbita maxima (winter squash), 2770 nucleotides long. Its product is annotated as probable GTP diphosphokinase RSH2, chloroplastic. Bases 399 to 2600 code for a protein of 733 amino acids. Lineage: Eukaryota; Viridiplantae; Streptophyta; Magnoliopsida; Cucurbitales; Cucurbitaceae. Gene Ontology annotation, cellular component: chloroplast. The record is from RefSeq and is a predicted model, not a curated record. Gene Ontology annotation, biological process: guanosine tetraphosphate metabolic process. The transcript is spliced from 6 exons.